Engraulis encrasicolus (European anchovy) is the source of this 3837-nucleotide messenger RNA. It is a transcript of the gene arsib, whose product is annotated as arylsulfatase family, member Ib. NCBI's taxonomy places the organism in Eukaryota, Metazoa, Chordata, Actinopteri, Clupeiformes, Engraulidae. The coding region runs from base 299 to 2023 and encodes 574 amino acids. The transcript is spliced from 2 exons. The record is from RefSeq and is a predicted model, not a curated record.
GUGUGCGCAGUGUCCCCCAUUAAAACAGGGUUUAAAACAUCUCGAACUCCAAGGCAUAACCAGAUGUUAUUUGAACGGCUUCGAACAGCCUAUGAUUGUCUUCCAGACGGCGCGUGCAGUGAACACUUCAGAACAGAAGCGCGUGCUGGAGUCAUGCUGGCAGGGUUUUGCCAACUUUCAGUUAGUGACGGCUCUGAGAUGAAUGAAUAUUAAUCUCGAAGAAGUAGUCAUGUCAACACAAGACAGCCGGUAGCACAUCUCCACAGCAGAGCGGUUAAGAAGCAUACGUGGAUAAGACAUGGCCAUGCAAGCAUCUUGUCUCAUUUUUUUGGUCAAUCUAUUCAGAUGCAGCUACGCGUCCUGGGACUGGGUCAAGCCCAACCAAGUGGAGAGUGAAUCUUUUCUCUUUCGGGGAUCUGCAGCAUACAAAGCAAAGCAACCUCCACACAUUAUUUUCAUUUUAACGGACGAUCAGGGGUUUCACGACAUAGGCUACCAUGAUUCGGAAAUCCGCACUCCGACACUGGACAAGCUAGCCAAGGAAGGAGUCAAACUGGAGAACUAUUACGUCCAACCCCUGUGUACUCCGUCACGCAGUCAGCUGAUCACCGGCAGGUACCAGAUCCACACGGGUCUCCAGCACUCCAUCAUCCGUCCGCGCCAGCCCAACUGCCUGCCGCGCCACAUGGCCACGCUGCCCCAGCGGCUGCAGGAGGCCGGCUACGCCACGCACAUGGUGGGCAAGUGGCACCUGGGCUUCUACCGCAAGGACUGCCUGCCCACGCGCCGCGGCUUCCACUCCUACUUCGGCUCGCUCACGGGCAGCGUGGACUACUACACCUACAGCUCGUGCGACGGCAAGGCCCUGUGCGGGUUCGACCUCCACGAGGGCGAGUCGGUGGCGUGGGGCCACAAGGGGAAGUACUCCACGCACCUCUACACGCAGCGGGUGAGGAAGAUCCUGGCCGCCCACGACCCCUCCAGCCAGCCCCUGUUCCUCUUCGUCUCCCUGCAGGCGGUGCACACGCCCUUAAAGCCGCCUAAGGAGUACAUCUACCCGUACCGUAACAUGGGCAACGUGGCGCGCCGCAAGUACGCGGCCGUGGUGUCCAUCGUGGACGAGGCGGUGCACAACAUCACCUACGCGCUGCGCAAGUACGGCUACUACAAGAACAGCGUGCUGGUGUUCAGCACGGACAACGGCGCGCAGCCCUUCACGGGGGGCAGCAACUGGCCCCUGAGGGGACGUAAGGGCACCUACUGGGAGGGCGGCAUCCGGGGGGUGGGCUUCGUGCACAGCCCCCUGCUGAGGCACCGGCGACGGGUGAGCAAAGCGCUGGUGCACAUCACCGACUGGUUCCCCACACUGGUGGGGCUGGCGGGGGGUAAUGCGUCUCAGGACCGCGGGCUGGACGGCUACGACAUGUGGCCCACGCUCAGCGAGGGCAAGGAGUCUCCUCGGCGGGAGAUCCUGCAUAACAUCGACCCACUCAACCGCAAAGGUCAGGGGUCAUACGCGGAGGGCCAGCAGAUUUGGGACACGUCCGUGCAGGCUGCCAUCCGUGUCGGGGACUGGAAGCUGCUGACUGGAGACCCAGGCCACGGAGACUGGGUGCCUCCCCAGGUGCUAGCCCACUUCCCCGGGGGCUGGUGGAACCUGGAGCGGGGCGUCGGGCACCAGGCCAAGUCCGUGUGGCUGUACAACAUCACGGGAGACCCGUGCGAGCGGCUCGACAUGGCGGCACAGCGGCCCGACGUGGUGAAGAAGCUGCUGGCGCGGCUGGCGCACCACAACCGCACCGCCGUGCCCGUGCAUUACCCGCCCGACGACCCGCGCGCCAACCCGGACCGACACGGCGGCGUCUGGAGGCCCUGGGUGGAGGAUGGCGAGGAGGAGCGGCAGGCCACCACGGGCGUCUACUACAAGCGGGGAAAGAACCGCAAGAGGAUCAAGUGCAAGGUCUGCAGACUCAAGCCCUUCUUCAAGCGGCUGAACAAGCGGGUCCUGUCCAACCGAAUGUAGCACUGAAUCACUGAGAAAUGCGCUUUUGAAAACAUUCAGCAGCGGGGCUGGACUUGGUCAUCUGACAUACGGGGCAUUUCCGCAGUGGACCGACAGUCCCCAUGUGCUGAUUUGUUGUUUUUUAAUUAGUUUGUUUGGUUUUUUUGGCCCACAGUUUAGAGGGGGCGGCCAAUUGGCCCGUCGUCAAUGUAGAGAGUGGACAGAGUCAAGCAGGAUAUAUGAUAUGCGAAAACGGUUUGUAUGUACUGUAUGAGGGGUCAGUGUGGCCUCUUACUGCAGAUGGGGUCACUAGCGGGCCUAUUCAAUAUUUGCUGAAAAAGUAACAGAUUAAAACAUAGCCAUUACAAUUUUGUAAUUCAGUAAGGUUAUAACAUAAGCUCUGUGCUAAGGGUUUAAGACAAAAAUGCCCUGGUGUUUUGUUGGUCCCAGUCCGGCCCCGUUCAGCUGCCUGCUUCCUGAGCCCCUGCCGGCACCACAUCACAGGCAUUACUGAGAGGUGGACGCUCGAACUCUGUUUACAUCGGACUCUUUUUCCAUGUUUGUUCUUCCACCGGUUUGUGAAUCCACCGGUUAUAUUUACCCUAACUCGUCUGAGAAGCACGGCCUUGUUGUUACAAUUUCAAACCUACUGGUGUAAGUGGUCUUGGCCAUUUAAGGUACUCUCAUAACUGACCUACUUGGAAGCUUUAACUGAUGUUUCAGAUAGUCCACAUGCCAUCAUCAUAUCUCAAGGAAAAAAAAACAGAAUCAUUGUUUAUUUUGUUUUCUUGAUGUCUAAUUGUAAUACUUCUUUAGUGCAUGUGUUUGAUGUAUUUAAAAUGACAUAGUGCUUCUACAAGCAUUGCAAGAAUGCACACUGGAACUUGCCCUAAAGUGUAUCCAAUUCCGUGUCCUAUGAUCACUGAGCUAAGCUGUGGUCUGACUAAACACUAUGAAAAGUGUUGUUUCUCCGCUGUGCCUUAUCAGCCUGCAUCGUCUCUCUCGUCUCGGCAGCCGCAGCGUGGCCAAAGUUGAGUGAGCUCAUUCGCCUCCCAACUGACUCCCACACUUCUGAGCCUGACUAAUGGCCAUGACUAAUUAUAUACCGCCACAGCCGCUCACAGGACAGGACUCUGCAAGUCAUCAUACAAGACAUAGGGGCAUUAGGCAUUAGCUGACAUCUGUACAGAGAACCGUGGACUAAAUGCUACAGUGGUACAGUACCAGUGCAAAAUAAUGAUGAUGAUAAUAAUAUAAUGUUAUUUAUUGAGAUGACCUGGUAUUACGUAUAUGGACAUUUAUCUCACAGAAUUGGUUGUUAUUUGAUGCUGGGUUUUCUUGUGUACAGUAAGAAUGUAUGGUGUGCUGGGAAAAUGAUAAAGCGUCAUUCAGAUUUAUUUAAACUCAAAACUCAGUAAAUCAUACAUAUAUUUACCAAACUCAAACAUUCUCUCUCUCUGCCUCUCUCUCUCUCUCUUUCACACACACACACACACACACACACACUAGACAUAUACUGUAAACUUCUUCAAAAAAUGAACUCUUAAGUUAUUGGUACUUUUUCACUUGGUAAGGCCAUGUGGGUCUUACCUUUGUCUUUCUUUUGAAAAGGACACAAUAAACAGCCUAAAUGCUUUUUUUCCUUGACUGUAUUUUUCUCCUCUAAUUAUAUCCACUUCACAUUCAGGCCAGGCGAGGGGGAUAAGCGGCUGGCAUUUUUUUGUCAAGAUAGUGCACAGCGUGACCUUUAUUAAAAAGGCUCUGGGUGGCAGGUUGUCACCGUGGCCUGCUGCUGUUUAUUUGUGGCUUGGAGUGUGGCGUAGAGUUGAGUGCUG